AUGCUCGGACUCAAUGACUACGGGAGCAGCGACGAGGACGAAGCGCCUCUAUCGAAGGCACCUCAGCAGACGAACACCCAUAAUAGCCUCCCCACUGAGGGCGCCGCGCCCAAGACACAGCAGGAUGCGCAACCCCGGCCUCCACCCCCAACACCCGCCCAGCAGCCCCUCGCGCCCACCAAACCAACACCACCUCCAAACGACGCACCUGUCCCAGGACCAACACAACCUCCCACCACCGCACCCACACUAGGUCCCCCACCCGGCCCAAUCCCGCAACCUCAAGACAUACCCGCACAUUCCAUCACCUCCGCUUUCUCAUCCCCUCGCCCAGCCGACCCCCACGGCUCAGCACCAGCCUCAGCGCCCCAAUCACCACACUCCACAACCCGGACCCAAAUCCACAACCUCACCCUCCCUCCCCGUGCAGACUUCACGAUCCCAGACUCCCCGCCCGACACCCCCCCUCCCAGCACCGCCUCCAAAUUCGGCCACUUCCUCGCCCUCAAAGCAGCAGGCACGCACUUCAACGCGCGCAUCGCCUCGACCCCAUCGCUACGGAACCCGAGCCUGCUCGCCAAGCUGCUGGACUUCGCAGGCAUCAGCCAGGAAGAGAGCUACGCCAGCACGCUGGGCGAGGACAGCGGCGGCGUGCCGGCCAUCUACCCGCCCGAAGCCUACGCCGACAGCCUGCAAGGCUCGCAGAGCGCCAUUACCGCGCAGCGGGACGAAGCCGCGCGGAAGGCGGGGAGGGAGAAGGUCGACUUUGUGCCGGCUGCUCCGGGUGCUGCUGUAGGAGCGGGAGCGGGGGGGCCAGCGGGAGCAGGAGGGCCAGUGGGGGGAGGAUUAGGCGGGGCAACCUCGAACACAACCAGCAGAGUCAGCACGCCGGGCAGUACUGCAGGCGGCAGAGCCGCGGGCCGGGGCGGCGGUGUGGGACGGGAGAAGGGCAGGGUGGCGACUGUGAGGGAUGGGAGGGGGAGGUGGGAUGAGGAGAGGAGAGCUGGGAAACGGUCGAGGACUGGGUCGCGGUCGCCGAGGCGGUGA
Molecule: messenger RNA, 1047 nt
Organism: Coniosporium apollinis CBS 100218
Lineage: Eukaryota; Fungi; Ascomycota; Dothideomycetes
Exons: 3
Coding region: 1-1047 (348 amino acids)
Biological process (GO): regulation of DNA-templated transcription
Cellular component (GO): nucleus
Source: RefSeq, a predicted model, not a curated record